UGUUUGUCUUAUUUUAGAACAAUAUGGCCGACAGUUCUGUAACAGAGGAGAAGAGCCGCUCAUUUGAGUUUGACGAUAUUUUUGAACACGUGUCCUCCUUUGGAAAAUACCAAAAAAUCUUAUAUUUCUGCACUUUAUUGCUUGUUUUUCCAGUAACAAACCAGUUCUCUUUGUUAGUGUUUGGUUUUGGUACUCCUAAGUUUCAGUGUGUGACACCAAAUGUCACGUGCGAGGCAAGGAAAUGUUGUGAUGGAUGUCACGCUUACGAAUUUAUAGGACCUCUUCAGACCACCGUGUCCGAGUGGAACUUGAUUUGUGACCGCGCGUUCCUGGGUGCAACGAUACAGUCCUGUUUCUUUGCUGGAAUGUUGGUAGGUUCACUUGUGACCGGGAUGAUUUCAGACGCCUGGGGCCGAAAGAAAUGUAUCUUCAUCUGCAAUGCAAUCAUGUUGAUUACCGGCUUUCCUUCAGCUUUUGUUCAUUCUAUUCCGUUAUUCGCGGUUCUUCGCUUCAUGGUCGGUUUUGGCUUGACUGGAGUGAUGCUCUCCCUUUACAUUUACGGAAUGGAAUUGGUUGGCCCAAAUAAUAGAACAGCUGCUGGAAAUAUUACGUAUUUUUACUACAAUGGCUUUCAAAUGUUGUUUGUCCUCAUCGCUUAUCUUGAACGCGACUGGAGGAAUCUGAGUUUGAUAGCUACUGUCCCAGCUACUUUGCUAUUCCCAUUUUGGAAGCUUAUUCCAGAAUCUCCCCGAUGGCUUGUCGCUCACGACCAACUGGACGAGGCUAAAUCCAUCAUCGAGGCUUUUGGAAGCAAAGAUAAGAAACCUUUAGAUUCAGAAGUGAUACGAUCUCUAUUGGAGGGAGUAAGAAGGGAACAGAUCGAGAAAAGACAGCAAAAAAAGUAUAAUCCCAUCCACAUGUUUCUUACGCCGAAGCUUAGGAAAUGGACGGCAAUCAUCUGUUAUCAGUGGUUUGUGGUAGCCAUGGUCAAUGUUGGGAUGUUCAUAUUCAUCUCCCAAUUGGUCGGUGACCUCUAUGUUAGUUACGUUGUUAUAGAGAUCCUCACAGUUGUCCGAAUACCCGUCACGUGGAUUCUAUAUUUAAAAUUUGGUCGUCGCAUUUGUCAUGGCAUUAUCAUGAUCCUCGUGGGCGCCAUCUUUCUCUUGGUUUUACUGGUGCACAAAGAAUCUGACGUGGCAACAACGGUAUUGUCCCUCUUUGGAUACCUGUUGAUCGACUGCACUCGGACAAGUAUUUACUUGAUGACCUCUGAGUUGUUUCCAACCGUUCUAAGAAACACGGGUCAAGGUAUAGGGUCGACUGGUGCACGGAUUGGUGGAAUAUUGGCGCCUUAUGUUGUUUUGAUGAGUCAGCUUCCAGGCCUCAGUAUUGUCUUCCCAGUUGUGAUUUUUGGCGUGGUUGCAACGCUUGCUGGGAUUUUAAUGUAUUGGAUUCCAGAGACACUCUAUUCUCCUAUGCACCAAACUAUUGAAGAAGCUGAGGCAGCCGAAGACGAUUACGGGAUACCUUACUGUGGGAAAAGGAUUGAGCUGCGCAGGCGCAAAAAGGCGAAUGAUGUAGAAGUAGUAUGGCUUUAAAGAGGCUAACGAGUAAAUAGUUGAGGCCUUGGGGCAACUUUUCUGUUGCAGGGAGGUUUACUUUUACACUUGCAAGGUCAGCAUUCAUUUAUAGUUUUCAUAAUUAGAUGUUUUUUACUGGCUUAGAACAGCAGGAAUGCUAAUACAGGUUGUUUUAUGUAGAAUGAGAGCGAUUACCGUCGUUCACCUCUUAAUUAGAGACCAGUCAUUACUCAUCGCCCGGGGGUGGUACUCUAGUGAUUUCCCAUCGUUAGCAGACAAUUUUCUAUUGGCACCUCCCCUUCGUUUGUACCCUGCAAGUGACCACUGUUCCCCCCUCGGUUCCCCUUAAAAACCACGUGAUCCUCCUCAAACAUCCUUUCCCCCCCUUCCCCGGUGAUAAAUACUGACUGGUCCCUUAAGCACCCAAUUAUUAAUCUCGUACCCAGAUCUUACCAUAUAAUUGUUACUACUUAGCCGUAUGAGACUACCCAAUUAUAAUAUGUCAAAGAUGGAAAAGGGAUAAGUAACAAAUAGGUUAUAUAUAGCUGUAAUGUAGA
Molecule: messenger RNA, 2137 nt
Organism: Pocillopora verrucosa
Lineage: Eukaryota; Metazoa; Cnidaria; Anthozoa; Scleractinia; Pocilloporidae
Source: RefSeq, a predicted model, not a curated record